AGCGUCCUCACUCAAUACUUGCAGCUGCUGUUCGUUUAAAGUCCAUACCGGUUAAACCCGCGAAUCUCAAAAAAAAAAAAAAAAAAAAAAAAAAAUUGAGUUUGUUUUGCAACAAUUAAUCGUGAAAUUUUCGAUCGAUCGGACGGAAAAUCAUCCUUUUUUUUUUGUUGUUUCGCAAACGUGACUGACUUUAUACACUUUAUAAAUUAAUAAGGUGUCAAGCGAUAUAGACUGAUUUUUGUUUUUUGCAAAAAAAAAAAAUAAAUAAAAUAAAAAAAAAAAAAAAAUCGACGUUUAUUUCAACGUCGGCAACACUUUUUUGAGUGAACCGGCCUUGUGCGCUUUCGUUUUUAAAGUUUUUUCCUUUUUGGAUUUCUUCGUGUCCUGCACGAAGAAAAAAGGGUCAAUUGCGAUUAAAAACAAAUUAAAAUGUCACACUUCAGGCUAAUUAUUAUCGCUUUUGUCGCUACCUGCUGGUACGCAUCUCUAAUUGACACGGCAGUCCUUAGGACUCAGGAUUUGCCAGAACGUCUUUUGAAGAUGGCACAAGAUACGCACAAAUUGAGGAUUCAAAGAGAUGCGGAUAACUCGAGCAAAGAGAUAAGAUUCUGUUACAACACACCAUGUGGUUGGGCAGUAUACGUUCCAUUCACUCGUACCGUCGAGUAUUUCAUGAAAAAUACGUGCGAGUGUGAAAAUGACACUUACAAAUGCGUACGCACUGAUGAUGAUUUAUCAGUGAGUGCAUAUGUAUAUCGCUGUCGCCAAAAUACCACGUCGGAUGACAUCGAAUCACCAGAAGACGCCAAUUGAAAAGAAAAACAAAUAAGAAGCUAGGCACGCUUGAAUGCAACCCUACUGCUCAUUAUCGAGGAUUGUAAGAAAUCGCAAUUACUGCUUUCUAAGACAUAUUCAGUGUUUAUUUUUCUUUUGAAGAAAAAAGAAGAAAGGUACUUGUAUUUUUUACUGUUUUUAAAACAGUAGAAAAAAAAGGAAAAAUUCAAGAAUUUCUUUGGCAAAAAAAAAAAGAAGAAAUUCUGGAAGAAAUUUUUAAAAAAAUAUCUUGAAUAUUUAAAAAAAAAAAAGGAAGAAAUAAGGCCAAAGAUUUUUCUUCAUUCCGAUAAUAUUAUUUUGAUAAUUUCAUAUCAUUUAUUUAUUAUGAUAAAAUUAAACAAAAAAAAAAAAGUUUUCUUACAUUCUCGCAUGACACACGACGCCUAAGGGACGUCGCAAGAAAGUAGAUAAUGGUUUGGCAAAGUCGCUUUCAGAAUGUAUCCACUUUUUUGUUUUAUAACAGUUUCCCAAAAAAAAAAAAAGAAAAUUGGUUACUUAAUUCUUUUUUAUACGUAUUAGUUAGAACGAUCCCAUUUUAUAGAAUUUAAAAAUUCUUGCAAACAUCGUUCGUUGCGGCAAAACUGGAAACUUGUUUUUUUUUUAACAUUAUCGAAUGUAAAUUAAUAUUGUUCCAUGGCAAAAAAAAAAAUUUGGCAUUACUCCAGAAUAUAAAAAAAAUAGAAGACUUACAAUUGAGACAAAGUCUCUGAAUUUUAAUCUUCCAAAGUUAUUUCUAUAUAUUUUAUCAAAAAAAAAAAAAAAAAACAAAACAAAACAAAUUGUUUUUAUUUUUAAUAUCAAAAUAAUGACAAUUAUUUUGCAUAUAAUAAAUAAAUUAUAUUAUAUAUAAAAUAUAUUUUUAAUAUAUUUAUAUUAAUAUAAAAAAAAGUAUAAUUAUACAUUUUAUAAUAAUAAUAAUAAUAAUAAUUAUAUAUAAAUUGAACAAAUUAUAAAAUAAUUUUGAAAUAAUUCAUAAAGAAAUGUGCUUUUAAAAAGCAAAUUUAUUUUACCACAAUUGAAAAUUGAUUUAUUUUUAUUAAAAAAGAAAAGAAAAAAGAUUAAAAUUUUGAUAUUAAAUAAUUGCCAAAGGAUCAAUUAUUUAUUUAUUUAUUUCGUUUUAUUUUUUUUUAAAUGAAAAGCGACUGCGGACCAAUUUUGAAGGGGAUUAAAUUCCCUGAGUUGGUAAAUUAUUGUGAAACAAAUGAGUCUCAAAUUUAUGUGCCACCCAAUCCGUAUAGUCUUUAAGUAGGUUUUAUUAUUGUAAAUUUGCUCACGUACGUUAUCUUAGAUACUUACUGCCACCCUGGAUUAAGAAAGCAAAAAAAAAAAAACGGAAAUUUAAAAAAAAUUAUCAUUCAAUUAUGUAUAUAAAUAUAUAUAUAUUAUUUUAUAUAUUUAUAUAUAUACAUGAAAUUUAUCCUUCGAGACUGAAGAAAACAGUCGAAUCUCCUGAUAUUGGAACAGAAACGGUUUUCAUUAAUUAUAAUAUAUAAAAAAAAAUACUGACUUAUAUUUAAAAAAAAACAGUCCUUAGAAUUAGAAAACUAGUGGUAGUAAUUAGAUAUGUGUAGUUAAUAAAUUAUAUAAUUAUCCUCCAAGUACAAGGGGUUUUUAUCGCAAAAAAAUCACUAUUUAACUUAGGUAUGAUUUUAUUAUUAAAACAUUAUUUAUUUUUGAGUGCAAUUGAAAUUAGACUUUUUUCUUUUUCUCGUUCUUUUCUUUUUUCUGAAAAGUAUUUUUUUUUACCAUAUGAGUAGUCGAUUUGAAAAUUAAAUCAAAGUAAUUGCAAAUCAUUAUUUAUUAUUAAUUAGGCAAUUAUCAUUGCAUUAUUUGAAAAAUUUACGUAUAAAAAAUAUUUCUAAAACAAAUUAAAUAUUACAUUAUUAAUAAUGUUAAUUGUUAAUAAUUAUAAAUGUUAAUUGUAUUAUUAAUAAUGUAAUUAAAUUUUUGUUUUCAAUUUUUUGUUUUAAAUAUUUCAGUUUAUUUAUUUAUUAUUUUUUUUUUUUGUUGAGCAAAUAAUAUUUUAGAUAUAAAAAAAAGAACGAAAAAAACACAUUCGUACAGACGUAUGAAAUUAGUUUAAUGAUUUAUAUAAGUAAUAAGACCGAACUAUUGAUUUAAGUAAUUGACUACAUAUGUGUAUGUAAAUUUAUUUUCAAAGUAGCUCAAUAGAUUCUUUCUGAGAUUCAAUAUAAUUGUAGUAAGAAUAUAGUCACAGUAUUUCAAUAUGAGGCAUACAGAAUCCAUUAUUUUUCUUUUCUUUAUUAAAACUUUUUUUUUAAUUUUUUUUUUUUUUCAUUUUCCAUUAUACUCGCGUCUCGAAAAGAAAUCCCUUAAUGUACUUAACAGUUUACAAAGCGUUAUCAUGACUAUAUUUCGCUUAUUUUGUAUCAUAUUCUAUAUUAUUUAUGAGAAUGAAGUCGAUAUUCUUAUAUGUGUACAAAAAAAAAUUCGGCUAAUCAACUAAAAAUUCCAUUAAUUUUCAUAAUUAUUAUUGUUUUACAAUUUUUAAGAGAAGGCAUCCAUGAUUUUUUUUUAACAUAUUUUCAUAUUAAAAAAAAAUUUUCAAAUAAAUUUGUGAAUUCUUAUACAAAAAAAAAAUAAUUUUAUACAAUCAUUUUCUUUAAAAAUUACAAAAGCGUAAUAAUCAAAUAUCAUCGCUGCCUCAUCUCAUUGUUAAAAAUUAAUUUUAAUAAGUUUAUAUUUUAUAAACUUUAAAAUAUUUUGUAUAGCAAACAAAAAUAAAAAAAAAAAUGAUAUAAUUUUGCAAAAACUGUUUAGUAGUACAAAGUUCUACUUUACAAGGAUAUUAACGAAUAAUAUUUAUACACGUGACAAUUAAAUUUAAUAAUAAUGUAUGUAGAUAUUCGACGGACAAUGUUUGAGAGUAAGAUUGGUAAAAAAAAAAAAAAAAACAAAUUGUUUUCUAAGUAUUUAUUGUUCAGAAUAAAAUUUUUGGUAAUAGAACUACUUAUACUUGUAUGUUUGUCGUGAUAUGAAUGGGGUUUUAAAAUAUUUGUAUAAUAACAAGAAGAAAAAAUAUCAUCAAAAUUAUCAGAAUAUUUUUUGUUUUCGUUUAAAAAACGAUAUUCAGAAAAAAAAGUUUAUUAAUAAAUAUUAAUUUUUAAUAUAUGUAUAGUGUGUGAUGUAAAUUUUUUACAGUGAUUUUAAAACCCCAAAUAUAUCUGAAAGUGUAGAUUGUGAAUCUAUAAAAGAAUUCAGACUCACGAAAUUUUUGUUUCGUAAAAAAAAAAAGAGGAAUUGGUAGCCCAUAUAGAGACACACUGUAGUUAAUUGUAUUUGUACGCAGUAUUUCACUUAAUGUUAUGUAAUAUAUAGAAAAUAAAUUAUCUAAUUAUUAAUAUUGAAAAUGCGAAUGAUUAAGCCCAUAUUAUAUAUAUAUAUAAAAAAAAAUUGUACAAUUAUUGUCCCUAAUGUUAUAAUUUUUAAUAAAAUAAUGUUGCACGAA
This is a messenger RNA of Leptopilina boulardi, 4303 nucleotides long. RefSeq lists its product as uncharacterized. Lineage: Eukaryota; Metazoa; Arthropoda; Insecta; Hymenoptera; Figitidae. Bases 430 to 813 code for a protein of 127 amino acids. The record is from RefSeq and is a predicted model, not a curated record. The transcript is spliced from 3 exons.